Molecule: messenger RNA, 1335 nt
Organism: Talaromyces atroroseus
Lineage: Eukaryota; Fungi; Ascomycota; Eurotiomycetes; Eurotiales; Trichocomaceae
Exons: 6
Coding region: 1-1335 (444 amino acids)
Molecular function (GO): FAD binding; monooxygenase activity
Source: RefSeq, a predicted model, not a curated record
AUGGCAAGUUAUCCCGACGGUAAUCUGCGCAUUGCAAUUAUUGGCGGCGGGCCAGGCGGUCUUGCAACGGCCAUUGCACUCUCUGCCCUACCCAACGUUGAGGUAAACCUGUACGAAAAAGCUCAUGAGCUGCGCGAGAUUGGUGCCGGUCUCAACAUUGGAUACAAUUCCUGGCGGGUGUUGGAGAUACUGGGUGCAGAUAGCAAUAUCAACGGACAUCUGAUUACUGAAGUUCAGCAGCGCAAUGGGCUAGAUGGCACUCUUGUCGCCAAGCGUGGCCCAUCUACAUUGCCACUGAAAUAUCAGUCACGCCGAGCCCGCAGAACUCGGUUGCAAAGAGCGCUUCUCGAUCAGGUUCCAGUUGAUAUUAUCCACCUGCGCAAGGAGCUCACCUCGAUAGAAAACGUGCCUGAAGGGGGAGCGCAUUUGGGGUUUUCUGACGGAUCAGAAGCAUUUGCCGACCUGGUUGUUGGCGCGGAUGGAAUUCGCUCGGUCGUAAGACAAACAGCAUUUCCGGAGCACAAUAUCAAAUUCAGCGGAAUCACCAUUUGGCGUACUCUAGUGCCUCGAUCGCUGCUAGCACAUAUUCCGGAUAUCCCUACUUGUACGUCAUGGUGGCAUGGUCCAUCGGGUCAUGCAUAUUUCUCGCCAGUCGACGACCCAUCAAGGACAGAGCCAGAGGACGAGAUGAUUGAGAUUUCCUCGCGUACUAUUGUUGAUCCCGAGACGGAUAAAACGAGACGAUGGAGUUGGGGCGUUCCCACUACGAACGAGCACGUGGAAUCGCAUUUUACUAAUUUUGACCCUAGAGUAAGGGAAGCUUUAGCAAAAGUCCCGAAAGGCAACUGGAAGGAAUUCUCUGCUUUCUCUGGGCCAAGACUCCAAGAGUUAACCGCCUGGGACAAACUUGUUCUAAUCGGAGAUGCAAGCCAUCCGUUGACUGGUGCAUUUGGUUCAGGAGCGGCAUUCGCGAUGGAGGACGGAUGGAUCCUUGCGCGAAGUCUCGAAUUUAUCUUCCCCAGUUUGCAGGGGGAGAAGGGAUCAUCGAUCUCAACGCAUGAUGGAAUCAAAAAAGCAUUGGCGAUAUUUGAUUCCAUUAGAUCACCAUACUAUGCUCGCAUGUACGAGUAUCUGGACAACGUGAGCGCCAAGGCGAAGGCCAGAGGGAGUACCUUUGAAGCCAGACUGAAGUCAAGAGUAGAGGCUUUCAGCGAAGGUGGCCUUGAUUGGAUUUAUCUAAACGAUAUUGAGCGCGUGUGGAACGAUUGGCUGGAAAACAUGGACUCAACGAGACGAGAGAAAACUAACAAUGUCCGCAUCGAAUCUAAUCUCUAA